Schistosoma rodhaini is the source of this 870-nucleotide messenger RNA. The record is from the annotation of a GenBank genome assembly. Lineage: Eukaryota; Metazoa; Platyhelminthes; Trematoda; Strigeidida; Schistosomatidae.
CCAACAUAUAUAUAUCUGUCUGUAAUCAAAGUAUCCAUGAGCAAUAAAAUGAAAUGAGUUUCAUUUAAAUCAUUGAAUCAUUGAAUAUGAUCAUAUUUAAACAAAACUUAUUACUUAUUUAUUUAUAUAUUAUUACUUUUAAUUUGCUUAUAUAUGGAUAUGAUUAUCCAAUGUAUAUGAAUAUGGAACAUCCACCAGCAUCAUCAUCACUGUCAUCCGACUCAUCAACAUCAUCGUCAUCAUCAUCAUCAUCAUCCAAAUCAUCUUCAUCAUCAUCAUUAUUGAAAUCAAAGAAGAUUCAUACUAUAUUACAUAGAUACUAUUGGAUCCAUAGAAUUCAUCAACUGGAUCCAUUCCAUGAUGAUAAUCUUUAUUCUUCUUUGAAUAAGAGGAACUAUUCAAAUCAUCAGAUUUUAUUAAAACUUCUUAAAGAUAAACGUAGAAUGAAUAAUGAUGAUCAUAAUAAUAAAGAUCAUCAUCAUCAUCAUCAUAAUAUUAUUAUCAUUAAUCGAUUAUUAAAUGGUGAAAUAUUUAAAUUACGAGGUUGGAGACCACAACGAUAUGGAUAAAGGAAUUUAUGUUGCUAUGUUAUUAAAAUAUUUGUUUAUUGGAAAUCAAUAAAUGAUGAAUAAAUAAAUAAAGAUUUAAAUGAUUAUUAAAAGGAGGGGUUGGAGAUCUUUUUUUAGUCAUUUUAAUAAUUGAAUUCAUUAGUCCAUCAUGGGAUACUUGGAAGCACUGAAUGAAUGUUUCAUCCUAGUAUGGGACUCUUCAGGAGUUCAUUGUGACGAUCUCACCGGGCGAGAUCAGUCUCAUGCGCGAAUACUUAACAUCUUGACGGCUGAACUAGCAUCCAACGGUGUUAAUAUCUAA